UUACGUCACGCGUAAGGUCAAGAGGAAAGAAGCAUGGCGGCUGUGUUCAGAGGGUCUCGGUACUUGGGUGGAAAGUGUUGCAAGCAUGUUGACUUUGCGUUCGUCUCAUCUCGGUCGAUGGCCUCAAAGACACAGGUGGGGUUCAUUGGUCUGGGCAACAUGGGCAACCCAAUGGCAAAGAACCUGCUGAAGCACGGAUACCCAGUCAUCGCUACUGAUGUGUUCCCGGAGUCCUGCAAGGAAGUGCAAGAGCUGGGCGCUCAGAUUGUAGAUCAUCCUGCUGAGGUAGCAGAUAAAGCGGACCGCAUUAUCACCAUGCUCCCCUCUAGUCCCAAUGUCAGAGAAGUGUACACUGGACCCAAUGGCAUUCUGAAAAAGGUGAAGAAAGGUUCUCUGCUCAUUGACUCCAGCACCAUCGACCCAGCUGUUUCAAAAGAGAUGGCUGCUGCUGCUGAGAAGAUGGGGGCAGUUUUUAUGGAUGCACCUGUUUCAGGAGGUGUGGGUGCCGCCAGUUCGGGUAAACUGACUUUUAUGGUUGGAGGUGCAGAGGAGGAAUUUACUGCGGCCAAAGAACUGCUCACCUGUAUGGGAGCCAAUGUGGUGUACUGCGGUCAGGUUGGAACUGGACAGGCUGCUAAAAUCUGUAACAAUAUGCUUCUAGCCAUUGGAAUGAUUGGGACUUCAGAAACCAUGAACUUGGGAAUCAGACUCGGUCUGGAUCCUAAACUGUUGGCCAAGAUUCUAAACAUGAGUUCAGGUCGGUGCUGGUCCAGUGACACCUACAACCCUGUGCCUGGAGUCAUGGAGGGAGUCCCGUCUGGGAAUAACUACCAGGGAGGCUUCGGCACCCAGCUGAUGGCAAAGGAUCUCGGCCUCGCACAGGACACGGCCACCAACACCAAGACUCCUGUCCCUCUCGGCUCCUUAGCCCAUCAGAUCUACCGUAUGAUGUGUGCACGUGGUUAUGCCAGUAAAGAUUUCUCCUCCGUUUUCCAGUUCCUGCGUGAGGAGGAGGGCGGCCAGUAAUUCCAGCCUCCCCCCCCUCCCCCAUCCACAGCCUGGCCCUGCACAGGACUAACCUAGCUUAGUUAGGGUGCAUUUCGCCCUGAGGACUUUCUGUUUCAAAGUUGUGAAAGACAUGAAGCCAAGAGAGCUCCAACACAGCGUGACCGAUCAUGUGAGCACUUUUCUCCUGUUGGAAGUCCCGUUUCCUGUGGGAUCUAGCCUACUUUUAAACGCAGCACUCCUUUCAGUUUCAGAAGCAAGGGAACUGUCAGAUCAGCCGAUCCAAAGGAUUAGUAGACUGUCGAGCAGGGACAGCUCUGCAGAUCUUCUAAUAAGGUCGAGGGAAUCCUUCUCGUUAGGAUGUAGCUCUGUUUAUCUUCAAACAUGCUUUAGUAUCCUCAUAUGCAUCUAUUAUUUGUAAUCAUUUCUUUAUGUUGCCGUUUUUUCUCUUUACGGGCUUACUUUUCAUGACAUUGUAAAUGUUACUUUGGGCUAGGAGCGUCGUGUUAAGAAAUCAAAACAAAUUGUGUUGUCUUAAACUUUGUGAACAAGAAUUUGCCACCUUUUAAUGUUUAAUUUGUGCAUCUGGAUCUUGAGUUGACCUUUUUAAAUAUUACAUUACAUGUCAUUUAGCAGACGCUUUUAUCCAAAGCGACUUACAAUAAGUGCAUUUCAACCUAGAGUACAAACUAAGAACAACAAGAAUACAGGAAGUAACAUUUCCUCAACAUAGUCGAACUACAAAAGUAUCAUAAGUAAGUGCCACUGAAGUGCUAAUCUGUGUUUUAAUCCAGAUAGUCGGAAAAGGUGUGUUUUCAGUCUCCGACGGAAGAUGUAGAGACUUUCUGCUGUCCUGAUGUCAGUGGGGAGCUCGUUCCACCACUGAGGAGCCAGGACAGCAAACAGUCUGGAUUUCGAGUGAUUAGCUCGAGGUGCAGUAGUCAUAAUAUAUAAAAUAUGAACAGAUUUGGAGCAAGCAACUGGAAGCACCACAUGUAUUCAAUGACUUCAGAGGAUUUGCUUUAGUAACGAAUAACUUUGUUGGGGUUCCAUAACUCACUGAUUCAAGGGGAAGAGCUGCUCAUGGACAGCUUAAUUAAGUGAAUAUAUGCUACCAGACCUCAGACACAGAAGGAAGAAUAUGAAUUAUUAUCGUGAUGUAAAUGUAAAUCAUAAGUGACUUCUGUGGACACUCACUGCAGAACGCUCCCGCGCGCUCACGUCGCCCCACAUGUCGUCGGUAGCAUCGCGUGUCUGAUUCACAUCACGUGACGCAGAGAAUGCAGCGGCGGGACAGACAGACAGGGACACAACGCGCGUGCGGACGUUGUUGCAUUAAUAAAUAAAACAUGUAACUAAGUUGUUCAACACAUCCCACUCUAAGUUACAAUGUGUUUUAUUCCAUGCUGCCCACAACUAUGAAACAAAGUUGUGAGCGACUGAUGCUUCGUGCAGCGUCGAGGACGUGGACCUCUUUUCUAUCCCCGCCUCGCGAGACCAGGAGGGCGGCAUGUUUCUGAUCUAGUUUGCCAAGAGCCAGUGAGGGGCCACGGAGCCAGAGGUCAUGCGAUCACAAGACAACCCCAUAAAAAGUCCAUUAAGCACUGUAGGCUGAAGGCUGUGUUGCCAUCUACUUGAUGGGUGCUGAAAACAGAGCAGCACUUUGGUCUCAGGCCUACAGCAGACUGACACACACACACACACACACACACACACACAGCCUGACAUCAUCUGCUGCUCGCACAUCAUCCCUCGUGCUCAAGAGCUUCUUCAACACGUUUUAAUUGCAUUCAGUCUAUUUAUUUUACUUCUUAAACUCUGUUGAUUUAGAAUAAUUUUGAUAUUUUUGCACAUGAACGGCAAAAUUUCCUUGCAUGCAUUUUGUUGACUGGUCCGUUGGUUAUGUUGGACCUGAAAGUGCGGAUGUUGCAUAAUGCGCUUUUCCAAGUCCAAAAUGUUCAAAUAAUAAUCAAAACUCGAGCUUUUUCAAUCAGCCAGAGUUUUUAUUUAUUUAUUAUUUUAAAUGUUACAUCCAAAGAAAAGACUAACGGUGUUUUGUCAUAUCGGUGUGGUUGUAAUAGUGUACAGUGUGCUAUAUGUCAUAGUAAUAAAAGCUUACUAUACUCAACAAUCAAAUAACUUUUA
Pseudoliparis swirei is the source of this 3150-nucleotide messenger RNA. RefSeq names its product 3-hydroxyisobutyrate dehydrogenase b (gene hibadhb). Lineage: Eukaryota; Metazoa; Chordata; Actinopteri; Perciformes; Liparidae. The transcript is spliced from 8 exons. Bases 34 to 1026 code for a protein of 330 amino acids. Gene Ontology annotation, molecular function: NAD binding; NADP binding; 3-hydroxyisobutyrate dehydrogenase activity. Gene Ontology annotation, cellular component: mitochondrion. The record is from RefSeq and is a predicted model, not a curated record. Gene Ontology annotation, biological process: L-valine catabolic process.